Molecule: messenger RNA, 6743 nt
Organism: Scomber scombrus (Atlantic mackerel)
Lineage: Eukaryota; Metazoa; Chordata; Actinopteri; Scombriformes; Scombridae
Product: interferon-induced very large GTPase 1-like
Exons: 10
Molecular function (GO): GTP binding
Source: RefSeq, a predicted model, not a curated record
UAUGAAAACACCAAAACAAAGCAUGAGGAGCAGAUAAGAUGGAGGCAGAAGACGAUGACGACACAGCAGCUGGAGGACAGACUGAAGUUGCGUCUGUAUUUCCAUCUGUAACAAAUGACAAAGCUGAGGAGUUAGAGGACAGUGCAGCUGAAACAAAGUGUGGUCCAGUGAAUGAACUCAGUGAAGCUGAACACUCAGAGAGAAAAGAUGAAAGAACAACGAUAGAAGAGUCUGAAAUCACAUCUGAAGAAGCAUCUGCAUCAGAUGAGAAAGGAUAUGACCAUUCAGCAGGAGAGGUUGAUGAAGUUAAAGAAGUCCACAAUGAAAGCAGCAGUGACAGUGAUCAGACUGCAGAAGAGAGCAACACACUGGAGUGCACAAGUCAGAGUGAUGAAAGUGAAAUGACGCCCGAGCUCACACUUGUGUUAGUUGGUGAAACAAAUUCCAUUGAGAUUGGAUCAAAAAACAUCUUAUUUGACCAUGACGAGCAAACAAAUGUUGAACAGUUUUCAUCCAAACUGUAUGAUUUGUGUGGUCGGCACAUAUCUGUCAUUAACAUGCUUGGUCUUCAAAGCAUUGACAAAUUCUCAUUAAACAGAGGAAUCCAUGCCUUUCUCUUACUGUUACCAAAUGGUCUGCAUAGCAGCCAGUACAGUUCAGGAGUGCAGUGGUUAGAAAAAGCUUUUGGGAAAGAAUCACUUGCUUAUUUAAUGACAGUUGUGACUCAUAAGUCAGAUGAAACAUGUGAAAGUGCAGUGACAGACCUGAAAGCCAACAGCAGUUUCACUGAAAAAAGAUACCACACAUGUCAAAACAGCAUGAUGGAUGGAAAUGAGAUAAUAGCUCUGUUGGAAAAAAUAGAUGUGAUGGUCUCUGAAAAUGAUCCACACUGCUACAGUGGACUGAUGUGUGAUGACACUAAAGAGCAGAAAGACCAGCUGGAUCACAAAUACCAGGAAGAAGAAAGCAUUGAUUCCUCUGAGUCUCAGCAAAAUCCAACAGAUGAGUUGGAUAAGAAUGAAUCUGAAAUCAAGAUAAAGUGUGAUCCACUAAAUGAACCAGAUGAUAUUGAACACUCAGAGAAGAAGGAUGACAGCACAACAUCAGGUGGAUACCUUCACAUCAAGUCUCUAACAGCAUCUGCAGAUGAUAAAGGUACCUUACAUACAGAUGUGGAUGGAAACAAGGAUGAGAUGUCAGAGAAGACUUUUGAAGAGAUCAACAUGAAGGAGCAAUAUCAAAGAGAAAGUGAAACACUGCUCAGCAGACUUCAUCUUCAAGACAAAUAUGAACAAAAGCUUACACCAGCUGAUUUUCUUAGAAUAAAUCGAUCUGUAAAACAGCAACAUGAUACAUCCGAGAAAGAUUUAGCUCACACUUUUCUUCAGAGGUUGAUGAUGUUAGACUACAGAGCCAGAUAUAUUCCUGUAAAACAAGACAGUCCUGAGGGGAGACACUCAGAGCCACAGAAUACAAUAACAGAAGAAGAUGACUUUGAUGUUAUUUUUAGUACCAGUGUAGAGUCUGAUCAGCCAAAACGGUCUCAUGUUCAUCCAAUGGAUGUUCAAAUGGCAGUAUUUCACUGCUCAGACAGCUCUCUGAAGCAGAACAUGAUUACAAAGCUCUCCCAGUGUCAGUACGCCUUACCUUUGCUUGUUCCUGACCCAGUCACAAUGGACAUUGAGUGUCCUCUGUGGACAUUCAGACAAAUAAGAAAAAGCUGGAAGAUAACACAAACCAAAGAGGAUUCAAACAUUGUCACCAUGAAGAGUAUGCCCAUUUACAAAGCUGAGACGCCCAUGGUGUCAUUUUUCCGUCUUGGUUCACUGUCACUGUCUAAAUCUCAGCUGAUGAACACUUUGAUCAACGACCGUCACAGCACCUUCUUCCACAGAAACUGUCCAGGAAGCACCAAAUCUCGCCAUUUGAUGGACGGUGUGGCAGAGAUUACCUGGUACUGCCCUGCUGGAAAACCCAAUGAUGCCUUCACUGACUGCAUUGCCUUCUGUAAUCUUCAUGGUGACGCUCUGACGAUUGAAAAACAGCGUGAAAUACUGAUGGAAAAAUCUUCAGUCAAUGUUGUUCUGUUACCAACUCUAGAGAGAGGUGACAAAAGUUGGACAGUUGUCUCAGCCCUUCUUAACUCUCCGAAACCUUUCAUUUGCCUUAUUAUUGAUAAUGAUCGUGGUGCAGUUGAGAUGAAAGAGGGAAAAUACAAAAUGGGUCUGAAAGACAAAAGCCAGUCAGAUGUUUGUGAAGAACUGAAAGGAAUCAUUGGAAAAAUCUUGUCUGGACCACAUACAUCCUUCCAGCUAGAAACCAUGGCUGAGGUUUCUGGAAUCAGAGUGGAUGAAGAUGACACAGUCUGCCGAAACGGAAAAAAUGCUGCUAUGAAAAUAGUGGAUUUACUUAAAGGAAUGGAUGUUUCAAAGAUCAAAGAUAAAUAUCUCCCUUGUCAAGGCCAACUGUGGCAUGACUGGUGCAAAAUAAACAAGGAACAGUAUCACCUCAAAGGGAACAUUGAGAAGGAGAAAUGUAAAAAACAACAGAAAUUGGAGAAAAUACGUCAAGAACAAUGUUCUGCUUCCUGUAGUGAACUAAUGAAGUUGUUCAUUGAAAGCCUCUCAUCUCUGCCAUCAAAACAAAAAGAAUAUUGUCUGAAAUGGAUUCAGAUCUUACUGGAUGCACUCUCCACAGAUGAUCUGUCCUCAAUUCUCCAAAACUAUGAUGAGAAGUGGUCUGAAGUCUUGACUUUGAAGAAGAAGCAUGAUAAAUCUGAUCAGCUAAUAAGUAAGCAAACUGAGCUUGAGGAAAUAUCAGAAAAACUGCAGUCAGCUACUUUUGGCUUAGAGCACAUCUUUAGAGAAAUUGGACAGAUCUAUGAAGCCCAUAAAUCUCUGCAGGAACAAACAGAGAUGGAAGAGACUGACUGGUCUAAAUACCCUGAGCUGGCUGCAGAGCUGAUGAUAUCAGGACACCCAAUGGAGCUGAUGGAUGGUGAUGCAGGUCAUGUGCCUUUAACGUGGAUCUCUAGUCUUUUAGAUGAAGUCAUCAAGAAACUGGGCAACAAGAGAGUUUUUGUUCUGUCAGUUUUGGGCGUACAAAGCAGUGGAAAAUCCACCAUGCUGAAUGCCAUGUUUGGAUUACAGUUUGCAGUAAGUGCUGGCAGGUGCACCAAGGGUGCCUUCAUGCAGCUGGUCAAAGUGUCAGAGGAGAAAAAGAAAGACUUUGAGUUUGACUAUGUUCUAGUGGUGGACACUGAAGGACUGCGUGCUCUUGAGCUGGCAGGUAACGCCACUCUUCACCACGACAAUGAACUGGCAACAUUUGUCGUUGGUCUGGGAAACAUGACAUUGAUCAACAUCUUUGGAGAGAAUCCAGCUGACAUGCAAGAUGUACUGCAGAUUGUUGUUCAGGCUUUCAUGAGGAUGAAGAAAGUUAAACUUUCUCCAAGUUGUGUGUUUGUUCACCAGAAUGUUUCAGAUAUUGGAGCUGCAGAGAAAAACAUGGAUGGAAAGAGACGACUGCAAGAAAAACUGGACAAGAUGGCCAAACUGGCUGCCAAAGAGGAGGUUUAUGAUGCUUAAUGCUUCAAUGAUGUCAUUUCAUUUGAUGUGCAGAAAGAUGUAAAAUACUUUGCCCAACUGUGGGAGGGAAGUCCACCCAUGGCUCCUCCAAAUCCAGGUUAUAGUGAGAGUGUCCAGGAUUUAAAGAACAUCAUCCUCUCUAAAGCUUCACAGUCUACUGGGACGACUCUCUCACAGUUCAAAAGCAAAAUAAAGGACCUGUGGAAUGCUCUACUGAAUGAAAACUUUGUUUUCAGUUUCAAAAACACACUUGAAAUUGCAGUGUACAGAAAACUUGAGGUCCAAUAUGGGAACUGGACCUGGGCCCUGAGGAGCCACAUGUUGACCAUUGAGAACCAGCUUCAUACCAAAAUUGAAAAUAGAAAACUUGACAAUGUUAAGCUUAAUUAUCUUUUUAAAGAAAUGAGCAAAACAUAUGGAGAAUUACAAAAAGAUAUGACGGAGUACUUCGAUGAUGAAAAACACAAAGAAAUGUUGGUUCAGUGGCGAGGCCGAUUUGAAAGCAAAAUCAAAGAGUUUCAUGAUGAACAGGUGAGAGGAGUUAAAAUAAAACUGGAUGAGGUCAUCCAGCAGAAGAAUGCUCGUAAAAAGAUGGAUGACAAGAAGACAGAGUUUGAAAACAAGCUGCUACAAAAGAGCAAAGAGCUCGCUCAUCAGUUAAAAGACAAGGCCAAAGAUGAAGAGGAACUCCAAAAGCAGUUCAACAGUGUUUGGAGUGUCUGGGUUACUGAAUUAACUGGAGACACAAAACCUAUUGAGGAUAUCAAGUUGGAAGAGGAACAAAUGUCCAUCCUUCAGGAGCUUGGUAUUGAUUGGUCUCUUAUUGAUGAUUCAAAGAGCUGUGAAAACUACAAAGACAUAUCAAAGAUUGGGGAUUAUUAUGAGUAUGUAACCCUGAACAAGCACCAAGAGCUCUGCAACAAAAGCCAACAACCCCAAGACAAUAAGAGGCAAAACAGGAACACAAAAGGUCAAGGAAGCCUGACAACUGCAUGGGUGUCUUUUAAGAACUUUUGGGUAUUUGGGUCAACACAACAAAAAGAAACACUGAAAUCAAGAGAAAAUUUUCCAGUUGAAGAACAAAAACUAAUCAGAUCCCUCAUUGAUGAUGUUGAAAAACAGUCUCUUCUUAACAUUAAGAGCAAACCUGUAGUUACAAGAGGCUACAGUCCAACUUACUUGCAAGAAGUUGCAAAAAAUGUUAAAGAAAAAGUGACAGAGUUUGAAUUAGAGAGGAAAUAUGCUCUGAAGAAGGAGUUUACAGUUGAUCUGUUACUGUAUGUGUUUGACAAGGCAGGAAGUUGGAUUUCAAAGUCCCACAAUAAAUUUAAAGUGAACAAUGAUGCUGUAACUUUUGUAAAAAGCAAAAAAACACAAUAUUACAACAUUUUCAGAAGUUUCUGCAAAGGAAACUCAUCUGCUGCUGUGCUUGGAGAACUGAUCUGUGAAAAACUGAAGGUUUCCACUGUUGAAGCUGUCUGUAACAGAACUGCCAUUGAUCUCGCUGGAGAAAUGAAGUGCAGUUUCCCAGUAUUCAAUGGGAACAGGUCGCUCUUGGAGAAACAUGUGUUGAAGUCACUGGCAGAGAAAGAAGAUUUUGAUGGUUUCAUCAACUACAUCCAUUGCCCAAGGGACCAAGUAGAGUGUUUCAUAAAAGAGGAAGUAGAGAAAUACAUCUUCACUGACAACAAAGCUAAAGCAAAGAAAAUACUCAAGAAAAAUGUUGAAGACGUCAAUAACCUUGUGAAUAAAGCUUUGUUCACUGCAACAGAGAAAGUCAAAACUUGGAGAGGAAACACAGACAUGUGGCUGAAGGAAUUUUCCAAUUUACUAAAAGAAAAUGAUACGCUAACAUUUGACACCAUUUGUUCUGAAAAUUUCAGUGACAUAAGUGAAUUUGACUUUCUUAAGGAAGAGAUUGAGAAAGGACUUCCAUCCAUCAUUAAAGAGUUGAACAGCCUCUCAUUGGAUAAGAUGAAGGAAUUCAGGCUGAAGCCAGAUCAAAUCCUCAUUGAUCAGCUGUGUAACUGCUGCUGGGUAACAUGUCCAUUUUGUGCAGCUGUUUGUACAAACACCCUGGAAAAUCACAGUCCUGAAGAUCACAGUGUGCCUUUUCACCGAUCAGGUGCAGUCAAUGGUAUGCACUACAGACACACAGAUGAGAUGGGCAUUGAUUUCUGCACAACCCAGGUUGCAAGUGAUAUGUUUUUUUACAUUCGCCUUGAUCCAGAUGAGACCAUUCCCUUUAAAAAGUACCGAACUGGUGGCCCAAAUUAUGCUAACUGGAGUAUUACCCCUGAUGAGUCUAAGCUGUCGUACUGGAAAUGGUUUGUGUGUCAAUUUCAAAAGCAGCUGGAAGACCACUAUAACUUAAAAUUUGAGGGCAGAGGUGAAAUUCCCAGUGAGUGGAAAAUGUACUCCAAAGAAGAAGCUAUUAAAAGUCUGGAUUAAUUGUGCCAGUGAGCCAACACAACACAACUACAACCCUGCUGAAAAUUAUGAUAAUGUUUUUUUUUCAUCAACCAACGUAAUACAAAACAGUGUUUUCAGAUUUAUGCAGAUUUUUGUAACUGAAAGGUGAAACUGACAGUGACAAAGAAGAUGUUGACUUGACUUUUAUACAGACAUUGAUACAGGCUUGAAGUAAACACAUAAACAAAAAGGGUACAAAAACACAAUAGUCAUAAUUCACAUCUACAAGGUUGGUUACAUCUUUAGUGAGAAAUGUGGAAAUGACAGUUGUUUCCAUGCAAAGAAAGGGCAUUUAGAAGAUGUGUUUCGGAGCAAUAACGGGUUAAAGGGGAAAUAAGACAGUAUUGUUGCAUUAUUGAUUUACAGGAUGCACAAAUGUGUUUAAAUGUUAUCAACACAACAUUGUCAGUAAUUAUGUAAUAUUACUUUUUAAAAAUGUUUGCAAUAUAAAAAUCUGAUCAAGGAGUCAUGAUUGACAUUACCACAACCAUUUUCCAUUUAUAUAUUUCAACUUCUUUUUUUAAAUAUUUCAAUUGUUUAUUGGUUUUAUGCUGAUAUGGGCCUCAAUCAUAGACUGUAUAUAAGACGUUUACUGAGGUUAGAAAUCAAGUGAGAAGUUGGUGAAUUCUCCAUUUACUUGUAUAGAGACGGAAGUCCUUUUGACGCCAAAACGGUCGCCCCCUG